This is a messenger RNA of Folsomia candida, 2029 nucleotides long. RefSeq lists its product as uncharacterized. Bases 286 to 1389 code for a protein of 367 amino acids. The record is from RefSeq and is a predicted model, not a curated record. Lineage: Eukaryota; Metazoa; Arthropoda; Collembola; Entomobryomorpha; Isotomidae. The transcript has 7 exons.
ACCUCCACAACUUCACACAUGUUUACGCACGGAGAAGGAAACAACCUGAAGGGAUGGCUGUUUUUUUAAUUUAUGCAAUAAUUAAUUUUUAAUCACAUUCUCUAAAGUGCAAUAUAUUCAAAACAGUUAAUUUUCAUAUCAUUUCCCACGCUCUUUGCUAGAUUGUGCUUCAUCUAUAAAGUAUUCAAACUAGUCUAAAUUUUGUGUGUAUAUACUUAAUUAUAUCACAUUUACAUCAGGGAUUGAAUAAUUCAAUUUGAAUUGCAAUUUGCAAAUUUGGUGAAAAUGUCGAAUCCUCUACGACGUCUAACUCCUGAAGAACGGUCAGAAGAAUACGAAAGGAAUCCAAAUCAGCCAGACAAUAUUGGUAAUAAUGAUCUCGGAGGGGCCGUGGGAGGUAUGCGACUUCGCGAUGAAAAUGCUCUCUCAUUUCGCCAUUUUCUUCAACCCCAUUCUGAUGUUGUGCCUCAACCAGCUCCUACAAGAUGCAGAGGCACGAGAGGUGGAGUUGAUCUUGUCGAAGCGACGAUGGCGCUGCCCGAUUUUGUUCAGGAUCAUUUAGUUCUCGAGUCUUUGGCUGCAGCUGCGGAGCCUUCUCAAGAUAUGUCCCCCUCGCGUCCUCACGCUGAUCAUCCCCUUGACCUGCAUGUGCUGAAUGAUAUCCUCCCAGACUUUGGUGGUUCUUCUAGUCAGAGAAACCCUCGUGGUAGAAAUUCCCACAAUUCAAGUCGUCGGAGUGGUCAUGAUCCAUUGGCGAAUAAUUUAGAUAUUUCAAUCGGUUCUGCCUUGCCUGACUUUUUGUCUGAUGGCCCGAUGCAACUUAACCAUGACCCAAACACAGUUAAUUCCCCUUCGCCAUCAUCCGGAAACAGAGGCAGUAGGAAUAGACAAGCAGUUGAAAAUAGCUUGCCAGACGUUGAGCCUGUUCGAGGCCCCAGUUUUGAUUCAAAAGAAUCGCUGCGCUUGCAAAUUGAUCGAUUAAGAUCUGAAGUGACUGAGAAGAAUCGCAGAAUCAAUCUACUAGAGACUGAGUUGGCGUCACAAAGGAGUACGUCAACAAAUCUGGAACUAUCACUCCGAACGACUGAAAGGAAUCUAGUGGACGCAGUAAAACGAGCAACAGAGGCUGAGCAGUUGGCUAAUCCAACAUGCCAACAUGACAUAAAUUAUGUUAAUGGUCAUGGGGAUAUCUUUCCAACUUCAUCGUCGGAGAACGGACUACGUAUGAACUCUGCGGCAAUUCAUAGUAUUGCUCGUACAUCUGAAGGUCUCAUUGGCCAACUCUUGCACCACAUGCAGGAGCUGAAGAAAAUAACCGAGGAUGAACCACCCAGCCAAGAGAAGACCAAGAACAGCGACAAAGAAGUCAAACCACGUAGUAGUCGUUGAGAGAUGGAAUUAUUCUAUAAUCAAAAUAAAUAUAACGUUUUCUCAUGCGCACAGUUUAAAAUAGAAGCUAAAUACAUAUGUGCUAGUAUAUAUUUUUUAUUGAAUUCACUCCAAAUGCUAUGUGUGCCUGGCCUGUUGUUGAUAAUGCUAAAUAAUUCAAUUUACUUUGAAGAAUAUGAACCGGAUUAAGUCAAUUAAGUCAAUGAAUUAAUACGAUAAACAAUGAGAUUUAUAUGAGGUGAUUGAAUCUUCAGAUACAUGUAUAUGUAUACCCAUUUUGAUCAAUUGUCCAAGUUUUUAUUUAAAUUGUACCCUUUUCUUUUUUACUGUGCAACUGAUUUUUAUAUAGCAAUCCAUUUUCAAACUAUUUUAAAACAAUUUGUGUUCUAUAUUUACAUUAAAGUAAAUGUCGCCAUUUUACAAGUACAACGAAUUCAUGCAUUCAUUUUUUGUGGACUAUGUUAGAAUCAAAAGUACAUCAAAAAAAGCAUGCGAUUUUUACAAAAUAUUUCUUUGUCCUCUUGAUGUGCCUGAUAGAGGCACGCUGUUGAAAUAUUAUGGAUAGAAGGUGCCGCAGGACGAAUUGUUUACAAACAAAAGUUGAUAAUAAAAUAUACUAAACCAAAUGAUACUAGUUCAA